CAUUAAGGAAUGGUAGGAAGGGAAAAAACACACCUCACAGCCUUACAUCUCGCCAUUUUGUCAUAUAUUAAUAGUAUCAAAUGAAAUGUAAUCUCUAUCGAGUUCGCACAUGUCUUGUGGAUGGUUGUGUCGACAUCAUACAACAUGGCACACUUCCCAUUUAGGCAUUUAGCAGGUGUUCAGAGACUGUUUCCUCAUAGACGGAAAGUUCCCCUGCUGCUUGUUGUGGCUGUUGUGUUUUUGCUGCAACCACGUCCUACAGCUGCACACGCUCAAACAGAUUUCGAGCAUGAGGACCUCGCCACACUGCUGGAGGAAGAAUCCUUUAUUUCAAUGAAGAAACAAAGUAACGUCAGUUUGAAAAAGACGCGUGAUUUUCAAACUUUCGAAAAAGGUUCAGAUAUAGUCAGGUUCACAUCUCUAGAUCGGAAAUACAUAUCAGAGGUCGACCUGUUAUCAGAGGACGCUUUGAAUUCAGACCUACUCCCCUCGGAGUACAACCUGGAACACGAGCGGCACAAGAGAGAGGUAUACGAAUCCUCCGGAUCAGAAAACGAGUGUUUAGAUCCAGACCGUGAGUACUGCAAGGGCCCCUUUGAUGUGUGUACAGAUCUGACGACGGGCUACAACUGUACAUGUAAGGUCGGAUUCGUCCGGGAAGACCAGGAGUGCUACGCAGAAAUGUUCACUUACGGUCCGAGCGCUUCAGAUUCAACCAUGUCCAGCCAGGAUGAAGGUUUUCAGGCGAUAGACGUUGAGGAUGGAAUCCCAUUUUCAUCAGAGAUAUACUAUAUCAUAUAUAUCUCUACAAACGGCGUGAUUAGUUUUGGGACGCGGUUUGGUUCGUACUCGCCAUCGCUGCCCACCAAUACCCAGAACAUCUUGUGUCCUUACUGGGCCGACAUUGACAUCACGUCCGGGCCCAGCACAACUGCCAUCUACUACCAGGCAUACAGUGGCACUAGCAAUAGGCUUGAAACAGCUUCCAUUUGGAUUAAGAAAUACAUCUCUGACAGGACAUUCAAAGCAACAUGGGCGUUGGUGGUCACGUGGUAUCACGUGCCACAGAAGGGACAAUCCUCAUCUGACGAGGUUGCAACGUUCCAAGUGCUGCUGGUCACUAACGGUCAGUCCACGUAUGCCUUGUAUAUCUACAACAGAAUGGGAUGGACGGUGAGAGACGAUAUCCCAAUUUACAUCGGCUAUGAAAGUUCAAAUACGAGAGAUAGAAGACAGGAGGUCCUUAUCAUGUCUAGAAAGCGGGCAGCUUAUACCAACGCCGGCAUCGGCAACAACACGGAUAUCCCGGGCGUGUACAUAUUCGACAUCGGGGGGACGGUGACGAACUUCGUAUCGUUGUGUAAACAAUGGUACACCGAAUGGGAGCGGGAUUACCAGUUUUGGUGGGACUGGUUCCUGGAUUACUGUCCCUGCAGCUCCGUGUGGAUGAACAGAGACUGGAGGUUCUACCUGUCUGACUAUAGAUACCAAAAUGGUCAAUUCAGUGUCUGUUACACAUCGCGCCGCACUUGGUGGACCACUCCUUUGUCUCGGAAAUGUUGCUACAGAAACACCAGAUUAUUGACGUCAGAUGAGGAAUCUGGAUCGCUGCAGAGGUUUGAUCCCGUUUUUGUUGGGCUUCAUUACCGGGCAGAUUACCUGGGAAGAUAUUAUUGCUGUGAGCAGUCCAACAGGUGCGAUCUCUUCUUCAGCAUCCGGCCUCAGAGAUUCUGUUCACGUACAUUCCCCUUCUGGUGGGCCAUCGCGUUCGGUGACCCGCACAUCACAACCCUUGAUGAUCUCACCUACAUCUUCAACGGUUUCGGCGAGUACGUUAUGGUUCAACGGGAGGACGCAAAUGCCACUUUUACACUUCAAGCCAGAACAGAACGGGCUCUUAAUAAGGACGGCAAUCUCACCACGGCAACCAUCUUCACGGCCUUCGCUGCUACGGACACAAAUGAUACCUUCAUCGUGGAACUGUCUCCAUCUAAGGAAGGAUUCAUCAUCUUCCGGAAUAAGAAGGACUUGUCUUUGGCCUUCGAGAGUAACGCCAACUUUACCGAGGACGGCAAUGGCGGGUUGACAGUUAGUCGGCAAGAUAAAGACGUUGUCGGAUUCUUCCCCUCAGGAGUCUCCGUGCGAGUGGUGCUGGGGCCUAAGCUGCUCACUGUCUCCGUGGGAAUGCCGGCUGGUUUUAAGAACAAAGUGAGAGGGCUGAUGGGAAAUUUCAACGAUGACAAGUCCGACGACCUUACUUUUCCAAAUGGAACAAUUCUAAAUAUUAACUCACCAGAGAGGGCGAUAUACCAAUUCGGGCAAACGUGGCAGAUCAACUUGACAGAAUCUCUCUUUAUGUAUCCACCACGGAAGAACGCAUCCGACUAUUACCACCCAGACUUCGAGCCUCUGUACUAUGACGAGGCAAGCGAGGCAGAUAGGAAUGCCUCUAUUGCUGCAUGUGGCGGGGACGAGAAGAACUUGCCCUGUAUAUUUGAUUUCCUGGCGACCGGAGACCAGGCUGUUGCAGACUCUACUAAGCAGACGGACGAGGGUGUCAAAAAGGAGCGAGCCGAGCAAUCCAACACGAUACCGUCCAUCUCUUCCAACGCCACCGUCCUGCACGUGACUGUCGGACAGGAAACUAUCUUCUCCCUGAACGCAACAGACACCGACAGCGGCGACACCAUCACCUACGAGGUUGUGGACAAGCCAGACGGUUUCAACCUGACAGAGGCUGACCAGAGUGGAAACGAGAGAAGUGCCCAAGUCUCCUAUACACCAACGUCCACUAGCCCUGGUAAAAUAAGCAUUGUAGUAAAGGACUCAAAGAACACGUCGUCGGAGACUGUGGACAUUAAGAUACGGCUCUGCGACGGUUGCUCAGGCAAUGGGUCUUGUGACUUCACUCGCACGCGCGCCGACCAGAACACGGGGGCGUCGGCAUCGUUCGAGAUUGCGGCUUGUGACUGUGACAUAGGAUUUACAGAUGCCGACUGUAGCCAGGAUGUUGACGGUUGUGACAGUUUGCCGUGUUUCACUGGCCAGAACUGCACCGACCUGGUCCCGGCGGAAGAGAAGCGCCUCGGACGGGGCUACAACUGCAGUGCCUGUCCUGGGGGAUUCCAAGCACCUGGGGACAAGUGUGAAGAUAUCAAUGAAUGCGAGACAUCAAACCCAUGUGACCAAAACUGUACGAAUACACAGGGAAGCUACCGGUGUUCGUGUAUGGCCGGCUAUAGGCUCGUGAACAACGUCUGCCAAGACAUUGACGAGUGUGUGGAGAACCUUCACGACUGCCAGCAGGUCUGCAACAACACUGUGCCUUCCUUCGUCUGUGAUUGUAAUUUUGGAUUCGAACGGGAUACAACUGACUUGAAGAAAUGUGUGAAAGAUCCAACGGCAGAAAAUCCUUGCUUUCCUACAAAUUGCAGCUACGGCUGCUUGAAUGACACUGCCAAGUGUUUCUGCGAAUCUGGAUAUGAAAUUGACUCAACUGACAACAGCACAUGCAAAGAUAUCAACGAGUGCGACCAGAAUGUGUGUUCCCAGGGCUGCAACAACACCGACGGGAGCUUCGUCUGCACGUGUCUCGAUGGCUACCUGUUGGCUGCAGACAAGGUGACAUGUGAAGCAUGCGAAGACUUGAACUACGGCAAAGACUGUGCCCUCCGCUGCGACUGUGGCGACCGUUCCACCAGUUGCAACAACGUUAGGGGCUGCAUCUGCAAGACGGGUUGGAGCGGAACUAAGUGCGACAACGACAUCAACGAAUGUGAGGAAGGUCCAUGUCCAGCGGGCCAACUAUGCACCAACACCAGGGGAUCAUAUACCUGCGCAUGUCCAACGGGAUACGACAAGCAAGCUAAUCAGUCAUGCACAGACAAGAACGAAUGCGUCACGGAUGCCAACACGUGUGAUCAGAUCUGCACCAACGUCCCCGGGUCCUUCACGUGCUCCUGCAGGGCCGGAUACACAGAGGACAGCCAGAAGAAGUGUGCAGAUAUCAAUGAAUGCACAUCCGAACAGAGCUCCUGCAGCCAGAAAUGUGUCAAUGUCGAUGGUAGCUAUAACUGUGAAUGUGAGUUUGGCUAUCGACUUAAGGAUGACCGGACGUCUUGUGAACAAGUGGAGAACGUCUGCGCUGAAGUAAAGAACCUGAACUGUGACCAGGGCUGCACGGUCAAGGCGGAAACUGAAGAGGCGUUUUGCUUCUGUAACCUUGGUUACAAACUGGGAACAGACAAAGAGACGUGUAUAGAUAUUGUGGAGUGUGACAAUCCGGAGCUGAACAAGUGCGUUAACGGUACCUGUGAGAACACCAUUGGAGGCUUCAACUGCAGUUGCCCAAUUGGCUUCAAACUCGACAAUGAUAAAACCACGUGCAGAGAGUGCGAUGACCAACAUUGGGGGCAGGAAUGUGCCAACGAGUGUGGGUGUGGCGUGGGCGCUUCCAACUGCGACUCAAAGGAGGGAUGUCAGUGUCAGGACGGGUGGUUGGGGCUGAGGUGCGAUCAGGACAGGAACGAGUGUGUACAAGUAGCCGUGUGUCCGCAGAACUCCGACUGUGUCAACAAUCCUGGUUCCUAUAGAUGCGUGUGCAGGACCGGCUACAGGCUCAACAACAUCACCAACAUCUGCAACGAUAUCAACGAAUGUGAUGAAACAGCAUUGAAUACAUGUGACCAGAAAUGCGUUAACAAUGAAGGCUCGUUUGUCUGCGAGUGCAACGCUGGCUUCGUCCGGACGGCGGAUACAUGUAGAGAUGUAGACGAGUGUGAGACCGGGAAGGACGACUGCCAGCACAUCUGCAGGAACACUGUUGGGGGGUAUGCAUGCAGCUGUCGGCCUGGCUUCCGGCUCCAGGCUAGCGACAGACGCUCAUGUGUAGCGACGACCGUGUGUACGACUCUUCAGUGUGAACAAGGAUGUCAGGUCGAUCAGGGGAACCAGUCCUGCUUCUGCAACAGCGGGUUCAAGGAGGACCCUUCCAACUCAACACUCUGCGUUGAUGUGAACGAGUGCACGGAAGGGACGGAUCCUUGCGCGACAGGGGGCGCCACCUGCAACAACAAACCGAAUGGCGGCGGCUAUGAGUGCGUUUGUAACAAUGGCUUCAAACUCCAGAGUGACGGCGUCACGUGCUUAGAUUGUGUUCAGGGCACCUAUGGCCAAGAGUGCGGGAGCAACUGUAGCUGUAACGUUGCCAAUACUGUGACGUGUAAUCAGGUAAACGGCACAUGCACCUGCCUCACGGGGUGGGAGGGGGUCAUGUGUUGCAGCGACGUGAACGAGUGCGACACUUACAACUGUGGCAAUAACAGCUUCUGUACAAACACAAAUGGAAGUUUCAUCUGCGAGUGUGAUGACGGAUUCGUCAGGACAGCAUUCAAUGCGUGUGAAGCCUGUGACGCAAACCAGUGGGGUAAGAACUGUGCAAACAGGUGCACGUGUGGCGUCAACUCCGUUAACUGCAACAGUGUUAAUGGUACGUGCACGUGUGUAAAUGGAUGGAAGGGCGAUAGUUGUGGUACCGAUGUUGAUGAAUGCACGAACAACGCCACCAUAUGCUCCGGCACACCCAACUCUAACUGUAGCAACACCGUCGGCUCCUUCUCCUGCAAAUGUAACAGUGGGUACCUGGAAAACCCUACCUCUAAGAUGUGUGAUGAUGUCAAUGAAUGUCUGGACGCGGAUCUAAACACUUGUACGCAGAAUUGCACCAACACUGAAGGAGACCAUGUUUGCUCCUGUUUUGAAGGCUACCUGGGCACUGACAACAACUGCACGGACAUUAACGAAUGUGAAGUGAACACCACCAUCUGCUCCGGCGUGGCCAACUCCAAUUGCACUAACACAGGUGGGGCCUACAGGUGUGACUGUGUCUCGGGAUUCGCAAAGAACACCACCACCAGUCUCUGUGAUGAUAUUGAUGAGUGCCAGGACACCAACCAAUGUAGCGGUAUACCAAACUCAACCUGUAGCAACUCCCCAGGCUCCUUCUCCUGCGACUGCGACAGCGGCUACGUCAAGAACGUCACCACUAACAAAUGUGAUGACAUGAACGAGUGCACCGCAGACAUGACCAUCUGCUCCGGACUGAUCAACUCCAACUGCAACAACACAGACGGAAGUUACAGAUGUGAUUGUGGCUCAGGCUUCCUUAAGAACACCACCACCGAUCUCUGUGAUGAUAUUGAUGAGUGCCAGGACACCAACCAAUGUAGCGGUAUACCAAACUCAACCUGUAGCAACUCCCCAGGCUCCUUCUCCUGCGACUGCGACAGCGGCUACGUCAAGAACGUCACCACUAACAAAUGUGAUGACAUAAACGAGUGUGAUGGCAGUCACGGGUGUGAGGCUACUUGUGUCAACACAGGCGGCUCCUUCAAGUGUGAGUGCCCAGCGGGUCAAACUGUCAACCUGGAUGGAAAGACGUGUGACGAGUGUGCAGUUCCAGACCGUGAUUACUGUAGGGGCCCCUUUGAUGUGUGUACAGAUCUGACGACGGGCCACGAGUGUACAUGUAAGGACGGUUACGUCCGAGAAGACCAGGAAUGCUACGCAGAAAUGUUCACUUACGGUCCGAGCGCUUCAGAUUCAGCCAUGUCCAUCCAGGAUGAAGGUUUUCAGAAGAUAGACGUUGAGGACGGAAUCCCAUUUUCAUCAGAGAUAUACUAUGUCAUACAUAUCUCUACAAACGGCGUGAUUAGUUUUGGGACGCCGUUUGGUUCGUACUCGCCAUCACUGCCAACCAAUACCCAGAACAUCUUGUGUCCUUACUGGGCUGACAUUGACAUCACGUCCGCGAAUAGGCCCAGCACAACUGCCAUCUACUACCAGGCAUACAAUGGCACCAGCAAUAGGCUUGAAACAGCUUCCACUUGGAUUAAGAAAUACAUCUCUGACAGCACAUUCAAAGCAACAUGGGCGUUGGUGGUCACGUGGUAUCACGUGCCACAGAAGGGACAAUCCUCAUCUGACGAGGUUGCAACGUUCCAAGUGCUGCUGAUCACUAACGGCCAGUCCACGUAUGCCUUGUAUACCUACAACAGAAUGGGAUGGACGGUGAGAGACGAUAUCCCAAUUUACAUCGGCUAUGAAAGUUCAAAUACGAGAGAUAGAAGACAGGAGGUUCUUAUCAUGUCUGGAAAGCGGGCAGCUUAUACCAACGCCGGCAUCGGCAGCAACACGCAUAUCCCGGGCGUGUACAUAUUCGACAUCGGGGGGACGGUGACGAACUUCGUAUCGUUGUGUAAACAAUGGUACACUGAAUGGGUGCCGGAUUACCAGUUUUGGUGGGCCUGGUUCCUGGAUGACUGUCCCUGCAGCUCCGUGUGGAUGAACAGAGACUGGAGGUUCUACCUGUCUGACUAUAAAUUCCAAAAUGGUCGAUUCAGUGUCUGUUACACAUCGCGCCGCACUUGGUGGACCACUCCUUUGUCUCGGAAAUGUUGCUACAGAGACACCAGAUUAUUGACGUCAGUUGAGGAAUCUGGAUCGCUGCAGAGGUUUGAUCCCGUUUUUGUACGGCUUCAUUACCUGGCGGAUUACCUGGGAAGAUAUUAUUGCUGUGAGCAGUCCAACAGGUGCGAUCUCUUCUUCAGCAUCCGGCCCCAGAGAUUCUGUUCACUCACAUUCCCCUUCUGGUGGGGCAACGGGUUCGGUGACCCGCAUAUCACAACCCUUGAUGAUCUCACCUACAUCUUCAACGGUUUCGGCGAGUACGUUAUGGUUCAUCGGGAGGACGCAAAUGCCACUUUUACACUUCAAGCCAGAACAGAACGAGCACUUAAUAAGGACGGCAACCUCACCACGGCAACCAUCUUCACGGCCUUUGCUGCUACGGACACAAAUGAUACCUUCAUCGUGGAACUUUCUCCAUCUAAGGAAGGAUUCAUCAUCUUCCGGAAUAAGAAGGACUUAUCUUUGGCCUUCGAGAGGGACGCCAACUUUACCGAGGACGGCAAUGGCGGGUUGACAGUUAGUCGGCAAGAUAAAGACGUUGUCGGAUUCUUCCCCUCAGGCGUCUCCGUGCGAGUGGUGCUGGGACCCAAGCUGCUCACUGUCUCCGUAGGAAUGCCGGCUGGUUUUAAGAACAAAGUGAGAGGGCUGAUGGGAAAUUUCAACGAUGACAAGUCUGACGAUCUUACUUUUCCAAAUGGAACAAUUCUAAAUAAUAACUCAACAGAGAGGGACAUAUACCAAUUCGGGCAAACAUGGCAGAUCAACUUGACAGAAUCUCUCUUUAUGUAUCCACCACGGAAGAACGCAUCCGACUAUUACCACCCAGACUUCGAGCCUCUGUACUAUGACGAGGCAAGCGAGGCAGAUAGGAAUGCCUCUAUUGCUGCAUGUGGCGGGGACGAGAAGAACUUGCCCUGUAUAUUUGAUUUCCUGGCGACCGGAGACCAGGCUGUUGCAGACUCUACUAAGCAGACGGACGAGGGUGUCAAAAAGGAGCGAGCCGAGCAAUCCAACACGAUACCGUCCAUCUCUUCCAACGCCACCGUCCUGCACGUGACUGUCGGACAGGAAACUAUCUUCUCCCUGAACGCAACAGACACCGACAGCGGCGACACCAUCACCUACGAGGUUGUGGACAAGCCAGACGGUUUCAAUCUGACAGAGGCUGACCAGAUUGGAAACGAGAGAAGUGCCCAAGGCUCCUAUACACCCACGUCCGCUAGCCCCGGUAAAAUAAGCAUUGUAGUAAAGGACUCAAAGAACACGUCGUCGGAGACGGUGGACAUUAAGAUACGGCUCUGCGACGGUUGCUCGGGCAAUGGGUCUUGUGACUUCACUCGCACACGCGCCGACCAGAACACGGGGGCGUCGGCAUCGUUCGAGAUUGCGGCUUGUGUCUGUGACACAGGAAUUACAGGUGCCGACUGUAGCCAGGAUGUUGACGGUUGUAACAGUUUGCCGUGUUUCACUGGCCAGAACUGCACCGACCUGGUCCCGGCGGAAGAGAAGCGCCUCGGACGAGGCUACAACUGCAGUGCCUGUCCCGACGGAUUCCAAGCAUCUGGGGACAAGUGUGAAGAUGUCAAUGAAUGCGAGCCAACAAACCCAUGUGACCAAAACUGUACGAAUACACAGGGGAGCUACCGGUGUUCGUGUAUGGCCGGCUACAGGCUCGUGAACAACGUCUGCCAAGACAUUGACGAGUGUGUGGAGAACCUUCACGACUGCCAGCAGGUCUGCAACAACACUGUACCUUCCUUCGUCUGUGAUUGUAAUUAUGGAUUCAAGCGGGAUACAACUGACUUGAACAAAUGCGUGAAAGAUUCAACGACAGAAGCCAUUGAUGAUUGCUCUCCUACAAAUUGCAGCUACGGCUGCCUGAAAGACACUGCCAAGUGCUUCUGCGAAACUGGAUACGAAAUUGACUCAGAUGACAACAGCACAUGCAAAGAUAUUAACGAGUGCGACCAGCACGUGUGUUCCCAGGGCUGCAACAACACCGACGGUAGCUUCGUCUGCACGUGUCUCGACGGCUACCUGCUGGCUGCAGACAAGGUGACAUGUGAAGCAUGCGGAGACUUGUACUACGGCAAAGACUGUGCCCAACGCUGCGACUGUGGUGACCGUUCCACGAGUUGCAACAACGUUAGGGGCUGCAUUUGCAAGACAGGUUGGAGCGGAAUCAAGUGCGACAACGACAUCAACGAGUGUGAGGAAGGUCCAUGUCCAACGGGCCAACUAUGCACCAACACCAGGGGAUCAUAUACCUGCGCAUGUCCAACGGGAUACGACAAGCAGGCUAAUCAGUCAUGCACAGACAAGAACGAAUGCGUCACGGAUGCCAACACGUGUGAUCAGAUCUGUACCAACGUUCCCGGGUCCUUCACGUGCUCCUGCAGGGCCGGAUUCACAGAGGACAGCCAGAAGAAGUGUGCAGAUAUCAAUGAAUGCACAUCCGAUCAGAGCUCCUGCAGCCAAAAAUGUGUCAAUGUAGAUGGUAGCUAUAACUGUGAAUGUGAGUUUGGCUAUCGACUUAAGGAUGACCGGACGUCUUGUGAACAAGUGGAGGACGUCUGCGCUGAAGUAAAGAACCUGAACUGUGACCAGGGCUGCACGGUCAAGGCGGAAACUGAAGAGGCGUUUUGCUUCUGUAACCUUGGUUACAAACUUGGAACAGACAAUCGGACGUGUAUAGGUGGGUCUUCUGUCGCCAAGGUAACUUGCAGAUUUUGCUGGGUGUGUCUGUCGGUCACCGUGGGAACUCGCAGGAUACAGUCAGACAUGUGGCUCUCUAAUUCUACAGAUAUUGUGGAGUGUGACAAUCCGGAGCUGAACAAGUGCGUUAACGGUACCUGUGAGAACACCAUUGGAGGCUUCAACUGCAGUUGCCCAAUUGGCUUCAAACUCGACAAUGAUAAAACCACGUGCAGAGAGUGCGAUGACCAACACUGGGGGCAGGGAUGUGCCAACGAGUGUGGGUGUGGCGUGGGCGCUUCCACCUGCGAUUCAAAGGGGGGAUGCCAGUGUCUGGACGGGUGGUUGGGGCUGAGGUGCGAUCAGGACAUGAACGAGUGUGUACAAGGGGCCGUGUGUCCGCAGAACUCCGACUGUGUCAACAAUCCUGGUUCCUAUAGAUGCGUGUGCAGGACCGGCUACAGGCUCAACAACAUCACCAACACCUGCAACGAUAUCAACGAAUGUGAUGAAACAGCAUUGAAUACAUGUGACCAGAAAUGCGUGAACAGUGAAGGCUCGUUUGUCUGCGAGUGCAGCGAUGGCUUCGUUAGGACGGCGGAUACAUGUAGAGAUGUAGACGAGUGUGAGACCGGGAAGGACGACUGCCAGCACAUCUGCAGGAACACUGUUGGGGGGUAUGCAUGCAGCUGUCGGCCUGGCUUCCUGCUCCAGGCUAGCGACAGACGCUCAUGUGUAGCGACGACCGUGUGUACGAUUCUUCAAUGUGAACAAGGAUGCCAGGUGGAUCAGGGGAACGAGUCCUGCUUCUGCAACAGCGGGUUCAAGGAGGACCCUUCCAACUCAACACUCUGCGUUGAUGCGGACGAGUGCGCAGUAGGAACGGAUCCUUGCGCGAAAGGUGGCGCCACCUGCAACAACAAACCGAAUGGCGGCGGCUAUGAGUGCGUUUGUAACAAUGGCUCCAAACUCCAGAGUGACGGCGUCACGUGCUUGGAUACGGAUGAAUGCCGGGACAUAAGCACCUGUAGCGGGACACCAAACUCUACCUGUAGGAAUUCUGUCGGCGGCUUUGCCUGCGACUGCGACAGCGGUUACGUCAAGAACGCCUCCACAAACAAAUGUGAUGACGUGAACGAGUGCACCGCAAACAUGACCAUCUGCUCCGGACUGAUCAAUUCCAACUGCAACAACACAGACGGAAGUUACAGAUGUGAUUGUGGCUCAGGCUUCCUCAAGAACACCACCACCAAUCGCUGUGAUGAUAUUGAUGAGUGCCAGGACACCCACAAAUGUAGCGGUACACCAAACUCAACCUGCAGCAACUCCCCAGGCUCCUUCUCCUGCAACUGCGACAACGGCUACGUCAAGAACGUCACCACCACCAAAUGUGAUGACGUGAACGAGUGCACCGCAAACAUGACCAUCUGCUCCGGACUGGCUGACUCCAACUGCAACAACACAGACGGAAGUUACAGAUGUGAUUGUGGCUCAGGCUUCCUCAAGAACACCACCACUAAUCGCUGUGAUGAUAUUGAUGAGUGCCAGGACACCAACAAAUGUAGCGGUACACCAAACUCAACCUGUAGCAACUCCCCAGGCUCCUUCUCCUGCAACUGCGACAACGGCUACGUCAAGAACGUCACCACCACCAAAUGUGAUGACGUGAACGAGUGCACCGCAAACAUGACCAUCUGCUCCGGACUGGCUGACUCCAACUGCAACAACACAGACGGAAGUUACAGAUGUGAUUGUGGCUCAGGCUUCCUCAAGAACACCACCACUAAUCGCUGUGAUGAUAUUGAUGAGUGCCAGGACACCAACAAAUGUAGCGGUACACCAAACUCAACCUGUAGCAACUCCCCAGGCUCCUUCUCCUGCAACUGCGACAACGGCUACGUCAAGAACGUCACCACCACCAAAUGUGAUGACGUGAACGAGUGCACCGCAAACAUGACCAUCUGCUCCGGACUGGCUGACUCCAACUGCAACAACACAGACGGAAGUUACAGAUGUGAUUGUGGCUCAGGCUUCCUCAAGAACACCACCACUAAUCGCUGUGAUGAUAUUGAUGAGUGCCAGGACACCAACAAAUGUAGCGGUACACCAAACUCAACCUGUAGCAACUCCCCAGGCUCCUUCUCCUGCAACUGCGACAACGGCUACGUCAAGAACGUCACCACCACCAAAUGUGAUGACGUGAACGAGUGCACCGCAAACAUGACCAUCUGCUCCGGACUGGCUGACUCCAACUGCAACAACACAGACGGAAGUUACAGAUGUGAUUGUGGCUCAGGCUUCCUCAAGAACACCACCACUAAUCGCUGUGAUGAUAUUGAUGAGUGCCAGGACACCAACAAAUGUAGCGGUACACCAAACUCAACCUGUAGCAACUCCCCAGGCUCCUUCUCCUGCAACUGCGACAACGGCUACGUCAAGAACGUCACCACCACCAAAUGUGAUGACGUGAACGAGUGCACCGCAAACAUGACCAUCUGCUCCGGACUGGCUGACUCCAACUGCAACAACACAGACGGAAGUUACAGAUGUGAUUGUGGCUCAGGCUUCCUCAAGAACACCACCACUAAUCGCUGUGAUGAUAUUGAUGAGUGCCAGGACACCAACAAAUGUAGCGGUACACCAAACUCAACCUGUAGCAACUCCCCAGGCUCCUUCUCCUGCAACUGCGACAACGGCUACGUCAAGAACGUCACCACCACCAAAUGUGAUGACGUGAACGAGUGCACCGCAAACAUGACCAUCUGCUCCGGACUGGCUGACUCCAACUGCAACAACACAGACGGAAGUUACAGAUGUGAUUGUGGCUCAGGCUUCCUCAAGAACACCACCACUAAUCGCUGUGAUGAUAUUGAUGAGUGCCAGGACACCCACAAAUGUAGCGGUACACCAAACUCAACCUGUAGCAACUCCCCAGGCUCCUUCUCCUGCAACUGCGACAACGGCUACGUCAAGAACGUCACCACCACCAAAUGUGAUGACGUGAACGAGUGCACCGCAAACAUGACCAUCUGCUCCGGACUGGCUGACUCCAACUGCAACAACACAGACGGAAGUUACAGAUGUGAUUGUGGCUCAGGCUUCCUCAAGAACACCACCACUAAUCGCUGUGAUGAUAUUGAUGAGUGCCAGGACACCCACAAAUGUAGCGGUACACCAAACUCAACCUGUAGCAACUCCCCAGGCUCCUUCUCCUGCAACUGCGACAACGGCUACGUCAAGAACGUCACCACCACCAAAUGUGAUGACGUGAACGAGUGCACCGCAAACAUGACCAUCUGCUCCGGACUGGCUGACUCCAACUGCAACAACACAGACGGAAGUUACAGAUGUGAUUGUGGCUCAGGCUUCCUCAAGAACACCACCACCAAUCGCUGUGAUGAUAUUGAUGAGUGCCAGGACACCCACAAAUGUAGCGGUACACCAAACUCAACCUGUAGCAACUCCCCAGGCUCCUUCUCCUGCAACUGCGACAACGGCUACGUCAAGAACGUCACCACCACCAAAUGUGAUGACGUGAACGAGUGCACCGCAAACAUGACCAUCUGCUCCGGACUGGCUGACUCCAACUGCAACAACACAGACGGAAGUUACAGAUGUGAUUGUGGCUCAGGCUUCCUCAAGAACACCACCACCAAUCGCUGUGAUGAUAUUGAUGAGUGCCAGGACACCCACAAAUGUAGCGGUACACCAAACUCAACCUGUAGCAACUCCCCAGGCUCCUUCUCCUGCAACUGCGACAACGGCUACGUCAAGAACGUCACCACCACCAAAUGUGAUGAUAUUGAUGAGUGCCAGGACACCAACCAAUGUAGCGGGACACCAAACUCAACCUGUAGCAACUCUCCAGGCUCCUUCUCCUGCAGCUGCGACAGCGGCUACGUCAAGAACGUCACAACCACCAAAUGUGAUGACGUGAACGACUGCACCGAAAACAUGACCAUCUGCUCCGGACUGAUCAACUCCAACUGCAACAACACAGACGGAAGUUACAGAUGUGAUUGUGACUCAGGCUUCCUCAUGAACACCACCAACGAUCUCUGUGAUGAUAUUGAUGAGUGCCAGGACACCAACCAAUGUAGCGGGACACCAAACUCAACCUGUAGCAACUCUCCAGGCUCCUUCUCCUGCAACUGCGACAGCGGCUACGUCAAGAACGUCACAACCACCAAAUGUGAUGACGUGAACGACUGCACCGAAAACAUGACCAUCUGCUCCGGACUGAUCAACUCCAACUGCAACAACACAGACGGAAGUUACAGAUGUGAUUGUGACUCAGGCUUCCUCAUGAACACCACCAACGAUCUCUGUGAUGAUAUUGAUGAGUGCCAGGACACCAACCAAUGUAGUGGGACACCAAACUCAACCUGUAGCAACUCUCCAGGCUCCUUCUCCUGCAACUGCGACAGCGGCUACGUCAAGAACGUCACAACCACCAAAUGUGAUGAAAACAAGUGUGAUGGCAGUGACGGGUGUGAGGCUACUUGUGUUAACACAGGCGGCUCCUUCAAGUGUGAGUGCCCAGCAGGGCAAACUGUCAACCGGGAUGGAAAGACGUGUGACGCUGUUGAAAUAUUCGCUGCUAGUAUCACCCUGAACAAAACUGUGCCCGACAGCGCCUUCAAUAACACCACGGCGGAAUAUACCAAACUACUCAAAGACAUAGAGAGAGCGCUGAUUAUUUACUUCAAGAGCGAACUAAGUGAUGCCUUUGUCACGCUUGUUGUCAUCCGAAUCAGACCGGGUAGUGUCGUCGCUGACUACACAACUGAAGUUAACAAGAAGGUCGCAAAUGACCCUACCGCAGAGUUCGCCAAAGCCACGACCGCUCUGGUAUCGGGUAACUUAACUAUCGAUGGAGUAAAUGAAAAAGUUCUGGACCAGACGGUCAGUGGGACUAAUGUGACGAAAGAUGUUUGUGACACUUACAGGACCAACUGUGAGAGUAACCAAGUCUGCGUCAAGCAUAAAGAUACACCAGUCUGCAGUCUCGUUUUCGAAGAAACUGUUGAAAUAUUCGCUGCUAGUAUCACCCUGAACAAAAAUGUGUCCGACAGCGCCUUCAAUAACACCACGGCGGAAUAUACCAAACUACUCAAAGACAUAGAGAGAGCGCUGAUUGAAUACUUCACGAUGAAGCUGCGUGAGGCCUUUCUCUGGCUUGUUGUCACCGAAAUCAAAUCGGGUAGUGUCGUCGCUGACUACACAACUGAAAUUAACAAGAUGGGAGACACCGACGCUGCCGCAGUGUUCGCCAAAGCCACGACCGCUCUGGUAUCGGGUAACUUAACUAUCGAUGGAGUAAAUGCAUCCGUUCUGGCCCAGACAGUCAAUGGGACUAAUGUGACGAAAGAUGUGUGUGACACUUACAGGACCAACUGUGAGAGUAACCAAGUCUGCGUCAAUGAAAACGAUACACCAGUCUGCAGGCUCGUUCCAGAAGAAAGCGACUAUCGACUUAUUAUCGGCCUCUCCGUGGGUAUCCCUAUCUUCAUCAUCAUUCUGGCGUCCAUCAUCGCUAUCAUCUUUAUGAGGAUGAGAAACCAGAAGAAGAGUCUUGAGAGGUCGUCUGAGGAACGAUACGACUCCUACCUACAUCCAUUCUCCAGUCAGCUGGCCACUCGCGACGGCUUCUACAGCGCCAACCGCGGCAUGUACUCGCCCGACUCCCUCUCAGCAGCAUCCAGUGAUGACAGCAACAAGAGGAGGAAGAGGAAUGGGCGGGGUAGCUUCAGAGACAGUGCUUGGUUCGCUAAAGAUCAGCAGAAUCAACGACCCGAUGACAGCGACCUCUCCAACUUCUCCUGGGACUUCCUGUACCGGAUCAUGCCACCCAAUGAAACAUUCGAGAUAAGAAGACCACAGAUCAACGCCUCCCCCUCGCCGAGAUCACAGCUGAAGUCCAGCCGCCAGCACCCCAACUCCAGUGCCUGAGACACCAGCGAGAAACAACACAAUCUUCAGUUGAGAAAAAUGCGCCACUAGCAGGCGUCUUGCGCCACUGAAUUAUUCAUGGACACCCUGGGAUAUUCCAAUUAUGCUUGAAUGAUAUUGACAUUUAAUUGUCUUUAUGUGCCAUGGACUAAUCCUUAUAAUCCUUGAUGGCUGGUGGGUAUAUGCUUGUCAUACUUGGUUUAUGAAAGCCACUUUCAUUAUUUUGAGAUAUGAUAUUUCGAUAUAUGUUUGUAUCUUCCGUCUUUCAUCUGAAGAAAUCAACGAUACAUCCAGUGACGACAAUAUACGCUUCAUAUCCCCUCAUCUCAUGCAGUAUAAUGGGUUUUUGACACAUUUGGGAGCAUAUAACGUUGUCGACAGUAUUGGGCAACUGUGCACACGUUCCUGGAUAUCAUUCACUGUGGUUAUUGAUGGGUGU
Messenger RNA from Haliotis rufescens (red abalone), 16552 nucleotides. RefSeq lists its product as uncharacterized. Gene Ontology annotation, molecular function: calcium ion binding; oxidoreductase activity. The record is from RefSeq and is a predicted model, not a curated record. Gene Ontology annotation, biological process: cell-matrix adhesion. The transcript has 108 exons. Lineage: Eukaryota; Metazoa; Mollusca; Gastropoda; Lepetellida; Haliotidae. The coding region runs from base 121 to 16113 and encodes 5330 amino acids.